Messenger RNA from Phyllostomus discolor (pale spear-nosed bat), 2321 nucleotides. RefSeq names its product kinesin family member 12 (gene KIF12). The transcript is spliced from 18 exons. Lineage: Eukaryota; Metazoa; Chordata; Mammalia; Chiroptera; Phyllostomidae. Gene Ontology annotation, biological process: microtubule-based movement. Gene Ontology annotation, molecular function: ATP binding; microtubule binding; microtubule motor activity. The record is from RefSeq and is a predicted model, not a curated record. The coding region runs from base 8 to 2044 and encodes 678 amino acids.
GCAGGAUAUGGAGGAGCGCGGAUCCCCCGAUGGGGACCCCGCGCGGAGCCUGGAGCAGGGGCCAGAGGGGCCAGAUACACCCAUCCAGGUGGUGCUCAGGGUGCGUCCCAUGAGCGCUGCCGAGCUGCGCCGAGGGGAACAGAGCGUGCUGCACUGCACGGGGGCCAAGACUCUGCAGGUGAGCCCUCCGGGCGGGGGCCCGGAGGUGGCGUUCCGCUUCGGGGCGGUGCUGGACGGGGCGCGCACGCAGGAGGAUGUGUUCCGGGCGUGUGGCGUGAGGCGACUCGGGGAGCUGGCGCUGCGCGGCUUCUCCUGCACCGUCUUCACCUUCGGCCAGACCGGCUCCGGGAAGACCUACACCCUGACUGGGCCUCCGCCCCAGGAAGAGGGGGUGCCCAUACCCCCCAGCCUGGCUGGCAUCAUGCAGAGGACCUUCGCCUGGCUGUUAGACCACGUGCAGCACCUGGGUGCGCCUGUCACCCUGCGGGCCUCCUACCUGGAGAUCUACAAUGAGCAGGUCCGGGACUUGCUGAGCCCGGGGUCUCCCCGGCCCCUCCCCGUUCGCUGGAACAAGACCCGGGGCUUCUAUGUGGAGCAGCUGCGGGUGGUGGAGUUUGGGAGUCUGGGGACCCUGAUGGAACUUCUGCAGAUGGGUCUUAGCCGUCGAAGGAGCUCAGCUCACACCCUGAACCAGGCCUCCAGCCGAAGCCAUGCCCUGCUGACGCUCUAUGUCGGCCGCCAGACUCAGGUGCCUCCUGUGGAUCCCGGGGAACCCCCCACCGGUGGGAAGCUGUGCUUUGUAGACCUGGCCGGCAGUGAGAAGGUGGCGGCCACAGGAUCCCGUGGGGAGCUGAUGCUGGAGGCCAACAGCAUCAACCGCAGCCUGCUGGCCCUGGGUCACUGCAUCUCCCUGCUGCUGGACCCACGGCGGAAGCAAAGCCACAUUCCGUUUCGAGACAGCAAGCUCACCAAGCUGCUGGCAGACUCGCUGGGGGGGCACGGGGUCACCCUCAUGGUGGCCUGCGUGUCCCCCUCAGCCCAGUGCCUUCCUGAGACUCUCAGCACCCUGCGAUAUGCCAGCCGAGCUCAGCGGGUCACCACGCAGCCGCAGGCCCCCAAGUCCCCUAUGGCAAAGCAGCCCCAGCGUUUGGAGACUGAGAUAGCACAGCUCCGGGAGGAGAACCAUCUCCUUCGGUCCCAACUGGGCCGGAUGGACCCCAAGGGUAUGAGCUCCCUGGGGGUGAGGUGGGAUGUGGAGAGGGCCUGCGCCCCUCGGGAUCCGGCCGUCGCCCCUUUCCCUGCAGUCUCUGGACUCAGUGGUACCCGAGUGGCUUGGGCCCAGCGGAACCUCUACGGGAUGCUCCAGGAGUUCAUGCUGGAGAAUGAGAGGCUCAGGAAAGAAAAGAGCCAGCUGCAGAGUAGCCGGGACCUGGCCCGGGAUGAGCAGCACAUCCUGGCCCAGCAGGUCCACGAGCUGGAGCGGCGCCUCCUCUCUGCCUGCUGCCUUCACCGGCCCGGCCUCGGCCCUGCCCCGCUGUGUCCCUGUGCGACGGGGCCAGCUCCCUCCUGCCAUGCCCUGCCACCCCUGUGCGCCUGCCCCUGCUGCCGCCUCUGCCCUCUGUGCCGAGUGCCGCCGGCCCACUGGGCCUGCCCACGGAGGGAGCUCCACCUGCCCCAGGUGUUUGGCGCUAAGGCCCCAGAUGGCAUGACCCUGCCUGCCCGGCCCCCGCCCUGGGCACCCCCAUGCAGCAGCCCUGGCUCUGCCAAGUGCCCGAGAGAGAGGAGCCACAGCGACUGGACUCAGACCCGAGUUCUGGCGGAGAUCCUCACCGAGGAGGAGGUGGUACCUUCUGCCCCGCCCCUGCCCAUGGGGCCCCCCCGGAACAUGUCACCAGUGCUGAGAGGUGGGGCCGCAGUUCCAAACCUGGCCCGGAGGCUGGAGGCCCUCAGAGACCAGAUCAGCAGCUCCCUGCGACGCGGCCGGAGCCAGCCACCCUCCCACGAGGGCACACGGAGCCCCAGCCGAGUUCUCCCUCCCUGCUGAGGGCAAAACGGAAGCCCAGGAGACCACCGUGCGACCUGGGGCUGGGCUCUUCGCUCUGGGGCUGCGCUCUCCCCAUCUAUUAAAUGGGGGUGGUAGCUGCCGGUCCAUUCUUCAGGCUGGCUGGGCAAGGACAGUUCCUGAGGGCCCGGGAGUGAGGGCUGGAGGGCUGGAGGGGAGCAAAGGGAGGGUGCCACCCCAGACUAUGAGAAAUGAGACUGGAUUCAGGAGGAACCGGGCAGCAGGUCAUGAAGUGUGCGUCCCAAUAAAGAGGCCUCAG